AUGACGAUAGGAUACAGUGGACGUAAAUUGACAACACUGGCCAUUGUUGGCCUACUGUCCCUACAAUUGGUACUGAUUAGCGACCAAAUGAAACCAUUGAAGGCCAGCAGCGACAGAGCACAGGCCUACGCAUUGAAAUCUAUACUAUCGUUGCUUUAUUUGCUUAAAACUAAAAAGCCCAAAUUUGGUAUACUCCCGAUCCCGCUCCCGUUACCCAUUCCCGUUAAAAUCGAAAAACCUGAGAACCCAGUGGUGAUUAGCAAAAAUGUACACAAAUAUCCUAUUGUACACCAUGCACCAUCUUACGAAGCCAUCCCUGAGUAUUAUCCAGUAGAGGAGGCACCCGCCUAUAUUGAUGGCGGCUAUGGUGCCGAUGAAGGUUACGGUGCCGGCGGUUAUGGUGGCGGCGGUUAUGGUGCCGUCGGUUAUGGUGCCGGCGGUGGUUAUGGCGGCGGAUACGGUGGUGGCGUAGGAUCAGUAUCCAGUGCUUAUGGAGGCGCCGGUGGUGCCGGUGGUUAUGGUGGUGCCGGCGGCUAUGGCGGUAGUGUUGGAGGUUAUGGUGGUGGCGGUGCCGGUGGUUAUUAA
Oppia nitens is the source of this 585-nucleotide messenger RNA. Its product is annotated as heterogeneous nuclear ribonucleoproteins A2/B1-like. The coding region runs from base 1 to 585 and encodes 194 amino acids. The transcript is spliced from 4 exons. NCBI's taxonomy places the organism in Eukaryota, Metazoa, Arthropoda, Arachnida, Sarcoptiformes, Oppiidae. The record is from RefSeq and is a predicted model, not a curated record.